AUGAGUGCGAAUCCACAGAAAGCGACAGUUUCAAAAGAUGAGACACCAGCCGCUACUAGUGAUCCUGCACCAGCGUGUGACGCUACCACGGAAGGUGCUGCGCUCAACGGGGAUCAAUCCAAUCGACCAGCCCUUCGACAAGACAGCACUUCCAAAAUAUCAUCAAAGAAAGUAAAGAUUUUGGAUCCAAAGCCAGCAAACGAAAUUGAGUCGGAUGAAGAGGACUCACUGUCCCAGCCGGGGGCGUUUGACCGAGCGGCCUCGGUUGUACCUCCCUCCACCUCUGGGCCAUCUUCAGACCCUCAGACAGCAGCUGCUACUGUCAUUGAUCGCAAAAAAACACGCGAAGAGAGAAAGAAAGAGCGUGAAAAGAAGAAGGAGGAGGAGAUGUUGAAGAAAUAUCAGGCGGAACAGGAGGCAAAACAGAAAGUUUCAGCGAAAUCGAAAUGUGGACGUUGGAUCAAACAUAAUCUGAAGAUUGGCGAGGGUGGUUAUAAAUUUGUUUACCGUGGCUACGAUACAAUGGAAGCAAAAAACGUUGCCUGGUGUGAAUUCAAGCGUGAACAUGUGGAUACCAAGGAGAAGCGACAAGCCAUGUUCAAAGAAACGGAAAUAAUGUUGAAGAUGAACCACCCGCAUAUCGUUCGUUGUUUUGACGUCUUUCGUGAAUGGAUCGAUAUGGAAGAUCCAAACAAUCAGAUCGAAGAAAAAGGAGUCGUUAUUAUCCAGGAGCUAAUGGGCGAGGGAACCCUAAAAAGUGUCAUUCGAAAGAAUUUUCUCGAGGGUCAGUGCAUCCUAAAGUUUCCCCUCAUUACCCGUUGGUGGCAUCAAAUCUUGGAUGCGUUACGUUACAUGCAUCACAAAAUUCAGCCGCCGAUUUUGCAUCGUGAUUUAAAGGCAGACAACUGUUUUCUCUACGGGGCUUCGGAUGAAGAGUACUUGAAUGUCAAAGUUGGAGAUUUUGGUUUAGCUACUCAUGUGAACAACAGCGGUCGUAAAACGAUGUUGGCGCCUCAACGUUGCGACAGUUGUUUACCCUUGGAUGCCGUGAAGCAAAUACCUCACUUGACUCGAAUGUGUGCCAAACAAAUUAUGGCAUAUUAUCUUUAUAACAAAGGAUUUACUGCAGGGCACAAUACUGCCAGAUUGUUCUAG
This is a messenger RNA of Echinostoma caproni, 1155 nucleotides long. The record is from the annotation of a GenBank genome assembly. NCBI's taxonomy places the organism in Eukaryota, Metazoa, Platyhelminthes, Trematoda, Plagiorchiida, Echinostomatidae.